Solenopsis invicta (red fire ant) is the source of this 2965-nucleotide messenger RNA. Its product is annotated as probable maleylacetoacetate isomerase 2. Gene Ontology annotation, molecular function: glutathione transferase activity; maleylacetoacetate isomerase activity. Lineage: Eukaryota; Metazoa; Arthropoda; Insecta; Hymenoptera; Formicidae. Gene Ontology annotation, cellular component: mitochondrion; cytoplasm. The record is from RefSeq and is a predicted model, not a curated record. The coding region runs from base 760 to 1419 and encodes 219 amino acids. Gene Ontology annotation, biological process: L-phenylalanine catabolic process; glutathione metabolic process. The transcript has 5 exons.
AGAGAGCAGUGCGAGUCACGAUUGCAAGUAUGUACAAGUUAUUCUAGAAAUAUAACUAAUAAUAAAGAGUGUCAAAUUAACAUUAAAAUUGAAGAGAAGGAAAGCUCUGGAGUGCGCAAUGGCCUCCUACGUUUAUUAUUUGUAUUGAAAUCCAUUAAUUAAUUAAGAGUAAAUUUGAAUUCAAGUAGAAGAGUGAAAUAAAAAGAUCACGCGUGUAACGCCUACUGUUCACGUGCACUGCUACUCUCCUCGAUUCAGUAAUAGGCUCAGUAUUUUCUAUAAAGUGGCAAAAUCAGUUGAAUAUUAAGCCAAAGUAAUUCGUAAACCAAUAUUCUUGUGUGCUUUAAAUAAAUGUUCGCUUCUAUACAAAUUAUCGAGAAAGAUAGUGAUUAAUCGCAUCCACAUCACAUUCUGACAAAGACAAAGACACUUGCAACCGCGAGCGUGCACUCUAAUAUUAUCAUUCUUGUUGUGAGAUUCAAUUCUCUUACAUAACUGUGUUCUGUGAUUACAACUAUCGGCUGGCAAAGUGACGCGUAUACGCGCGACUCGCCGGCUUGAACGGAGCGGCCAGACACGGAGUGGAGCAGGGAAGAGGAAACGGAUGGCAAUCGAAUGAAAAGGGAAAAGAGGUACAAUUUCGCCCGUUCAUCGCGAUUCUUUCAAUUACUUUUGACGAACUCGACGGCAUAGUAUCGAAGUCGCCAAUCGAAUAAUCGACUUGGGCGAAAAGUAAGCGCUGUACACGGGAGACCGACAAUGUCCAUGAUGGGUAAGGCGGUGCUUUACUCUUAUUGGCGGAGUUCUUGCUCUUGGAGGGUAAGAAUUGCAUUGAAUCUAAAAGAGAUACCAUAUGACAUAAAGCCUGUUCAUCUGGAGAAGAGUGGUGGAGAACAACAUUCCAAUGAAUUUCGCGAGAUUAAUCCAAUGGAGAAAGUCCCCGCACUCCAUAUCGACAAUCAUAUCCUGAUAGAGUCUCUAAAUAUCCUACAUUAUUUGGAAGAAACUAGGCCGAAUCGUCCAUUGAUGCCAGCGGAUCCUAUUAAAAGAGCUAGAGUAAGAGAGAUUUGUGAAGUAAUUGCCAGUGGUAUACAACCGUUGCAAAAUGUCGGUCUUUUAAGCUAUGUCGGAGAAGAACGUAAGAAAGAAUGGACACAGCAUUGGAUUACUAAAGGGUUUACAGCUGUGGAAAAAUUAUUAUCGUCGAAUGCGGGUAAAUAUUGUGUCGGCGACGAGAUAACAUUAGCGGACUGUUGCCUGGUUCCACAAGUAUUCAAUGCACGAAGAUAUCAUGUUGAUUUGACUCCUUUCCCUACUAUUUUGAGGGUUGACCGUCAUUUGGAACACCAUCCGGCUUUCACUGAGACUCACCCCAACAAUCAACCCGACGCUGACUGUCCGCCCAAGGCGACUAAGUAACAAGCGAGGCAGACCACUCUUUUCCUCUUCUUUAAGAAGGGUGAAAAGGGGUGUUCUAACAUUAUGUAGUAUCAUAGUGAUGAAAGGUGAAGGAGUUUUAUUGCAUUUAUUAGCAUUUCUUGUGCAUUUAAGUUAUACCGAUUAAAAAUUUUGUUUUAAUGUCAUAAAUAAAAACUAUUGAUAUAACUUAAGACUCUUGAAAAUUAAAAUAACAAACAAUUAAGAAAAUGGCUACUAAAAGUCAGUACGGAUAUAGGUGCGCAAUCAAAAUUAUUAAUGAUUCUUCUAAUGAUCUUAUAAUUAUUUAUUCAUCUUAAGCAAAAUAACAAAAUCAAACGAACAUUUCGACUCGCUUUGGAGUCACCUUCAUCGUAUCAAUGUAAGAAAUAUAAAGUAGAUAAUUUUAAUUGCGCACCUAUAUCCGCGCUGACUCCCAAUAGCUUUUUUCUCAAUUGUUUGUUGUUAUAAAUAAAAAUAGUCUAAAAAAAGAUAUUAAAUUAAAUAGCACAGUCUAAUUUAUCUCAACCAUUAAUUGAACGUAUUUUUAAUUAUACAAAUAGGUCCUAUCUUUGGAGUAACAAAAUAUACAAGAAACUAACUUUGAUUUCUACAUUUUCAAGUGAUAAAUUGCAUUAUUUUGAUAACAGUAUUUAUGUGUUCAAGAUCGAUUGGUUACAGUUUUACCUUUUAUCAUUUAUGAACUGUGUAUUGAAAUGGUUAGCGGUGCAACAAAUAUAAUUAUAUCGAGCAAUGGUCUUGAUUUAAACAUCCUGUUAUAAUACAAUGACGCUUAUUUUAGAACAAAGAUAUGCCAUUUCUAUACUCGCACAAGAGCAAAGAAAGAGCUAUUGGGUCAUUGAGUAUGAAACUUUACACAUGUGAAUAUCUCGAUAUUUACAUGUGUAAAGUUUCAUACUUAAUGACCCAAUAUUUGUUUAUUUGUUUUAUUUUGUCAGAUUUUCUACAAUUUUACAUGAUCAAUCGAAAUUUAUCUUCUCGCAAUAUUUUUGCACAAUAUUUUAUAAAGAUAUAUUGAUCUAUUCUAAAUAAGUUCUGUUAAAAUUAAAAGUAUAAAUUUUGUAUACAUAUUAUAAUUUUUUAUUUUAUACUUGCUUGUAAUAUGUAUAUAAGAUAAAGAAAAAGAAAAGAAAGUGUUGCUAUUGUAUUCUAACGAAUACCCUAAAAUCUUCACUGAUAUGUAGACUAAUUUCUCGUAUCUAUGUAAUACAAAGUACGCGUAAAUAAAUUCAAACGUGAAGCGAUCAAAUUCGAAGGAAAACAUGUAAUAACCCAAUCAGAAACGUCUAGUUCAUACGACGUUGAACCUAACUAAGGUUAAAAUGCUGAUCAAUUCGACGUCGAAAGCAUACAAAAUAUCAAUGAGUAUUCAAAUAUCGUUUCGACGUCGAUUCAACGUCGAAGUAACUCGAUGAAAACAGGUACGUGGAGUCCACGUUCUUUUCAUGUAGAUCAUCCAAGUGAAAUCUACGUGAGCAAAACAAUAUUUAAAAAAACAUUUUUUCAAUAAAAAAAAAUUACAUUCUCA